Messenger RNA from Colletotrichum chrysophilum, 261 nucleotides. RefSeq lists its product as uncharacterized. Gene Ontology annotation, biological process: translation. The transcript has a single exon. Gene Ontology annotation, cellular component: mitochondrion; large ribosomal subunit. The record is from RefSeq and is a predicted model, not a curated record. The coding region runs from base 1 to 261 and encodes 86 amino acids. NCBI's taxonomy places the organism in Eukaryota, Fungi, Ascomycota, Sordariomycetes, Glomerellales, Glomerellaceae. Gene Ontology annotation, molecular function: structural constituent of ribosome.
AUGUCCUUCUUCCGCAUCACCCUGCACCGCUCGGCCAUCGGCCUGCCCAAGAACACCCGCGGCGUCCUCGAGGCCCUCGGCCUCCACCGCCGCUCGCAGACCGUCUUCCACCCCGUCAAGCCCGAGUUCGCCGGUAUGAUCAUGAAGGUCAAGGAGCUGGUCAAGGUCGACGAGGUCGACCGCCCGCUGAGCAAGUUCGAGAUGAAGGAGGCGAGGAGGCCGGAUCCCGGGUUCUACGUCGAGAAGGCUGUUGCGCGGUGA